Messenger RNA from Alosa sapidissima (American shad), 517 nucleotides. RefSeq names its product cold-inducible RNA-binding protein-like. The transcript is spliced from 2 exons. The record is from RefSeq and is a predicted model, not a curated record. Gene Ontology annotation, molecular function: RNA binding. Gene Ontology annotation, biological process: positive regulation of mRNA splicing, via spliceosome. Gene Ontology annotation, cellular component: spliceosomal complex. NCBI's taxonomy places the organism in Eukaryota, Metazoa, Chordata, Actinopteri, Clupeiformes, Clupeidae. Bases 109 to 504 code for a protein of 131 amino acids.
AAAACCGACGAAAGAGCGGAAGUCUUUCAUCACGAGCCCCGGAUUCAGACCAGACGGACAUCACGAAAAACAGCCUUGGUUUAACAACGCACGAGGUGUAGCAGCAACAUGUCUGACGAGGGAAAACUGUUCGUCGGUGGACUUAGCUUCGACACAACGGAGCAGUCCCUUGAAGAAGCUUUCUCUAAGUAUGGGGUUAUCUCUAACGUUCACGUCGCCAGACAUCGGGACACUCAGCAACCGCGUGGCUUUGGUUUCGUCACAUUCGACAACCCGGAAGAUGCAAAAGACGCCUUGGAUAGAAUGAAUGGAGAGUCUGUCGACGGCAGACAGAUCCGCGUGGAUAAGGCCGGAAAGCCUGGUGGUGGCGGUGGCGGCGGCGGCGGUGGCUACCGUGGCGGCGGAGGCGGUGGAUACGGUGGAGGCUACCGAGGUGGUCGUGGCAGAGGAGGCGGAGGAUACGGAGGUGGCGGUGGAUACGGAGGCGGCGGUGGAGGCUGGUGAUCGGAAGAGCUUC